Molecule: messenger RNA, 1188 nt
Organism: Canariomyces notabilis
Lineage: Eukaryota; Fungi; Ascomycota; Sordariomycetes; Sordariales; Chaetomiaceae
Exons: 2
Coding region: 1-1188 (395 amino acids)
Biological process (GO): protein ubiquitination
Cellular component (GO): cytoplasm
Molecular function (GO): ubiquitin protein ligase activity
Source: RefSeq, a predicted model, not a curated record
AUGGCUGACCACGCCGGACGCGACCACCAAGAAUCGAUGUACUGCCAUGCCUGUCACCAUCAGUGGCAGCGGCAAGGCGAAACCAUCGAAUGCCCAAUGUGCGGCAGCGCAUCCACCGAAAUUGUCACUCCAGAGAAUGAUCCCCGCCACUUCCACAGACCGCAGCGGGAGGGGAGUACGUCUAGCAGUGUGCCUGACGCUGCUCCAAUAGCUGCCCACAACCCCACAGCUGCAGCGGAGUCGACGGAUAGAACAAGCCCGCGCGCCGAUUCCCCGAAUACCUCAAGCAACAACAACCCAGAUGGCCCCGGAGCGCGCCCGGCUGGCGAUGAACAACGCCAUGGGCACCGUCGAAACGGCCCCCCGAAUAUCACCUUUAUCACCAUCGUCUCCGACCCCGGGCAUGCACAUGCUCCGCUGAUGCCGCCGUGGAUAGACUUCUACAACUUGCGCUUUAUUGUCCCGCCCUUCCAAGGGCCGCCUCCGCCUCCACCGACUGGAAACAACAGUACCCCAGUUGGCCCAGAGGUUCAACCACAACCACAACCACAGCAGCAGCAGGCACCCCAGCAACCACAACAGGCAACCCAGCAACCACAGCAGCCACCGCAACAGCCACAGCCACAAUCACAGCCGCACAAUGUGCCCCCUCGACCAACAACCCCUUACGUCGCACCCGCGGUCUUCCCUGGGGUGCUCAUCGGCAGGCUGUUCGCCUCGCUAUUCGACCCGACUGCCGCCGUUUUUGGCGACGCCGUCUUCACCCAAGAAGCGCUGGACCAGGUCAUAGCCCAGCUCGGCGAACAGCACCAGGCGCGCGGGCCACCGCCCGCGUCCGAACCAGCCCUCGAGAAGCUGCAAUCGCGCGUUCGGGAGCUGGACGAGAAGAUGCUGGCCAAGGCGGGCUGUUCCGAAGGAAAGGCCAAGUGCGUAAUUUGUGUCGACGACAUGGCCGCAGGCGAGAAAGUGUCGGUGCUGCCGUGCAGCCAUUUCUUCCACGGCGACUGCGUGCUCCCGUGGCUGAAGCUGCACAAUACCUGCCCUGUAUGCAGAAGAUCGGUGGAAGAGGAGGAGCAGGGGAAGGGCGACCCUGCAAAGCCCGUGGUGCCGCCUGCAGUAGGGGUCGAUGCCCCCAUGGAUACAUCGGAGGAUAAUACCGUGCCUUUGACUCCUAUGGACCUUGAUUGA